CACUUUUGUUGACCAUACAAAUAAAUAUAUUGUGAAGUAGUGCUUGUCAACGCUGCCCCGCACGCGCAUGUGUACAAGCCCCGCUGCGCUCUCUCACUCGCACUCGGCUGUUUUUGCCAGCUGCUGCGAUUGCAAAUUUCAUUACUCAUCAUCCGCUUUGUAUAUGCAUGCAGUCAUCGAAAGUUUGAGCUUGUGAUUUUUUGCGGUCGUGCCAAGUUAUUUAUUUACAUAUUUUGUUUAUGUGUGGGAAUCGUUGUGGGAGCAGCAGCAGCAGCAACAAUAGCAACAGCCAGCGACACUCUUGGGAGUGUAGUUAACUGUAAAUUUUGGUGUGCCUGUCUCUGAGGAAAACAGAGUGCCAAUUUACAAAUUGUGGAAACCGGAGUAGGAGGAUAAGUUCCCAGCAGCAGCAGUUCGUGUACACUUUUACUAAAUUCAAGCGAUAUCAAAGACGUUGCAGCUUGCUGCCAGAAGUAGCGACGCCGGACAAAAUCGGCUUAUAUACACAGGUACACAAAAAGCGUAAGGCGUGCGCUUUAUUGCGCGUGGGAUUCCCUCAGGAAAACAAACCCAAAAAGAGUAGUCAGUUGUCAGCUGUUAGUUGAACACUCGAUGCCCGGUUUCCACCUCAAUGAAAUGGGUGAAAUGGUCUUGGACGCCAUCGACGACAUUGGCGUGGUCGAUGUCUAUGAUCUGGCCUCUGAUAUUGGCAAGGAAUAUGAACGCAUUAUGGAUCGCUAUGGCACAGAUUCGGUGAGCGGUCUGAUGCCAAAAAUAAUAAAUACGCUCGAGUUGCUCGAGGCACUGGCCACAAAGAACGAGCGUGAGAAUGCCACAAUACAGGAGCUACGGGAUAAGAUUGCGCAACUAGAAAGCGAAAAGCUGGAGAAGGCAGAGUUUCGGCGACGAUUCGAGAAGGAGCUGGAGCUCAUCGAGGAGCAAUGGCGCAGCGAGACAAAUGAGUUAGUCGAUUUGGUCUCCUCGCUGCAGGACGAGAACAAGCGUCUGGUGAAACAAACACAGGAUCUGCAGUCAUCGUCGGCACAAAGCUCAGGCCUUGGUGCCAGUCUCACGGAGAGCAUUAUUAGCAUGACGAAUAAUGAGCUGCAUAGUGCAUUGUCCGAUACGCAGGUGCUCCAGCGUCUGAAGGAGCAGAUCUAUAAGCAGCGGGAUGAGCUGAAACAGCGCGAGCGUGAACUGCAGGAUAAAUAUAGCGAGCUGGAUCAUCUCAAUAUUCAGGCGGAACGUUUGAAGGCCUCGGAACGCGACACGAGGCGACGGCACAAGCUGAUGCAGGCGCAGGUGAAGACACUGUGCGAAGAGCGCGCCGAUUUUCUGGCUCAGCUACAGGAUCAGUGCCGUGAGAUUAACUCGCUGCGCAAGCGUCUGGGCCUGGCCGAGAAGGAAAACGAGGAUCUGGUACAAUCAUAUGACGAUGACCAGAACGAUCCGAAUCGGCCGCGCUACACAACGCGUGAGCUCAAAGAGCUGAUUAGGGAACGCGAUGAGCUGCUCACAACCAUUUACAACUUGAACGAUCAGCUGGCUGAGCUGAAGCCGCCAAACAAAAAACGCACACGCCACAUUUCCAGCUCCGAUGACAGCGAUGACGACGAUGCUGAUGACGGACAUGGCGCCGACGAGGAUGAUGAGGAGGAUAACGGCGUUGAGGCGGAUGUGGGCGACGAUGCGGCAGCAGCAGGCGAAACUCCGCCUGGUCAUGAUGCGCCGGUGCAGGGACCGUUGCCGUACGAACCAGACGAUGCGCCCUGGAAGAAGAGCUCCGAGUCGGGCAUACGUAAAUUCUUUCGCAAGCUCUUCUCGGAUCCGGAUGGUAACAAUUCAUUCCCAAAACGUUCCUUGGCCACGCUCUCCAAAAUGGCGCUUUCGGCCACGCCGGGCAGCGGCGAUACAAAAUAGAGCGUUCGCUCCUCACGUACCUCUCGGUUCAAUUAACAUGAAGUGCAUUUGAUUGAUUUUGUGGUAUGAUUUUAGAUGACCUGUGUUUUAUCUAUUAUUUCGUCUAUUAGGGAUUAAGGCUUCGAAUGUCAUCUCUGUUCCGCACUCUCCCGCACCCCCUGUACCAUAUUUGUUUCCAUCCUGUCUAUUUCCCAGUUUGUUACUUAACUCUUUAUUAAGCUGUAAAUAUUUCACUAAUUUAAUUGCUACUAAGUUGUUAUAUUUAUUAUAAUUACUAUUUUUUUAUACAAGUAUAUGUAUUUAUGUGCUCACAAUUUAAUAUAAGUACGUCGACUCUAUUCCGCUUUUUUGCCUUCUACUUAAAUUCUAUGAGGAAGAAAGGAAAAACUUGCACUUGCAACAAAACAAAACAAAACAAACAAUACGGACUUAGACUAUUUUACAUUAAAUAGAAACGAAGAAGAGGGAAUAUGACCAAACCAAUUAGGCUUGACUAGCAAGCGCCAAAGUUAUUUGAAGUGAGAUGCGUGCAUCCCCAUAUUAGAUAUCCAUAAACAUACCCUAUACAUAUGGAAAUGUUCCAAAGAACGAAACGUGCAAAAACUGGCCAAAGUGCCGUUUAGAUCGGAACGAGUGAGUUUUAUGAAUUUAGAUUACCAAAACAAAUAUAUGAAAGAAUAUAAUAUUAAAACCGAAAAAUGUCUGUAAGCAUCUUAUAAGAUAAAGCCAAUGAGGUGCGAAUUUGUAAAUGCUUGAAAUUUUAUUGUUGUGGAACAUUUUAGACCACACAACCUUACAAAGAACAACAAAAACCGGCGUUUCAAUUGUGAAAUCACUUUUAUGUGCAAACUGCGAAUUAAAAGAUAUAAACCAUUGGCAAUAUUUUGCUGAACAUAUAGCCCGAUCUGAUGUUCAAUCUGGAAUGUGCAAUUAACGCUUUACACCCCAAAUUUUAGUUAGUUUAUUAAUCUCGAAUAUUAAGGACUUAUUCAAGUUCUAAUUGAGAUUCUCCAAUUUAUACAAAGUCAGUCAUUUCAGGCCAAUGAUUAAAGGAAUUUUUUUAGAUGAGCUCACU
Messenger RNA from Scaptodrosophila lebanonensis, 2995 nucleotides. RefSeq names its product RILP-like protein homolog (gene Rilpl). The coding region runs from base 613 to 1920 and encodes 435 amino acids. NCBI's taxonomy places the organism in Eukaryota, Metazoa, Arthropoda, Insecta, Diptera, Drosophilidae. The transcript is spliced from 4 exons. The record is from RefSeq and is a predicted model, not a curated record.